AUGAUCUCAGUAUCAAUACUCUUUGUGCUCCAAUUUACUUUGUGUUUAUCAAUUCGUGUACCAAUUGAAUGGAAUGACAAUAGUGAAGUGCAAAAAAAUAAUUUCAAAGACCAAAAUGAAUCCGAUAUUAAGACAUUCAAAUCACACUUUGUGCAUCAAAAAGCAAUCCCUAAAGAGUACUUUGAAUAUACAGCGCAAAAACCUCACUUUGCUACUGAUAUUGCCGCUUUUCAUGGUGUAAAGUCUCCUGAAAAAUAUUAUAAGACUUAUCCUAUAAGGCCAUUUACUGGUGUUAAGAAACCGGAGCUGGGAAAGCAUAAUAUUUUUGAUAAUAACAAUCAUAUGUUUGAAGCGUAUCGAGGGUUCGUUAAGGGCAACGAACAAUUAAGCUACGUUACACCGGCUUCAAGUAAUUUUAAUAUAUUUCACCCAUAUAAGUCUGAGGAACCAGCACUGAAGGCGAUAUAUCAAGAUCCUGUUUUAGAUAAGAUAAGAAAUGAUUUAAAGGAUAGUAAAGACCGUUUAAAAAAAUACGAAAACGAUGCUGGUGAACCCAAUAUCGAAAAAAAUGAGUAUUUAGAAAAACCAGAACAAACUGACCAAAAAAUAUUUCCUCAUAGGUCUUUACCAGUUCAUUUUGAGAUUCACAGACCGCAAAGACGACCUGUGUACUAUAUGCCUCCAGCAGUUAACAAUCACCGUGAAAAGAUUUUAAAUCACAAAAUAAGGCAUCCAUGGAACCAAAACUAUGCCAAAGUUACUCCAAUGCAUUAUCGUCCAGUGAAGAAUCAUUUGCAAAGAUUAAGACAACAACACGCCUUAAAAUAUGACGAUGAAAACAACGAGUAUCCCCAAAUUGAACUUCCUCAGGCAUAUGAAGAAAAACCGGAUGGUUACGAUAUUUACGAGAAAGGCAAGGAAAGGUUUACUAAAUUAAGACAUAUAAUCGACGAGUCAAUUAACGACGCUAUUAAUGAAAAUCAUCCAAGUAAUCAUCAAAACUUAGAACUUCAGAGUACAAAUAAUGAAAGUGAAAACAAUGAAGACAAUUAUGAAUUUGUACCUGUCAAAAACUACGCGCAAGUAAGAAAAACAGAGACAGUAAAGCAUCUUCCACGUGAUGCUGCUUUUCGCGACGCAGAAACCUAUGAUGAAUUUCAAAAUGCACCUCGCUUACGAGAAGCAAUAAAAAGCACUAAAGCGCAAACAGUUUAUUCGGAAGAAGGCUAUGAAGAUUCUGCUUACGAUCAUGCUGGAGAACAAAAACACGCAUCUGAUCAUGAAGGGCAUGGUGGUUAUUUGAAAGAAAAAGAGUUGAGUAAAGGUAAAUAUAAAAUACCUUCAUUCAGUGGAAAUUACGAAGAUGGAAAAGGAUUAACUUAUCACGAUAAUGUCUUACACGGUGAAAAGUGGAAGAAUGUGGCUAAUGACGAUGAAGAACAAAAUGACGAAGAAGAUUAUUCUGAAGACGAGAAUGAAUACAUUAUUAAAAGUAAUAAAUAUGAAGAUGCUCCUGUCAAAAAAUCAAUCAAUGAAAAUGUUAGCGUUGAUGAUGUAUCUGAAGCUGGUUCUCAACAUGACUUAAAUAAAAGAGAAGCAAUUUUUAAAGUACCUGAAGUAAAUUUAAGCUCAAACAAUUUUAACGAUAAUGAAGUACGAAAAGUUUCAUCAAAAAUACAGCCAAACAAAGCAAAUGAUUUAUCAAGUAAAUUUCCUUAUUACUAUAAAAGCUCAAUUAACAAAGAUUCACCUUUACGUUAUGCUGAAAAUUUUAAAAAUAUUCCAAGAAAAUCAAAUGGGGGCACUGAGUUUUAUGAUUCUCGUACUCAAUUUGAAUGUCCUGAGGUUGAAGAGAACGUUGAUCCCUUACCAAAAAAGUUAAAAAAGAAUAGACAUCCUGAUGAAAAUGAAGAUGGUGAUGAUGAGAACGUGGAGCAAAAUUUAAACCAAAAUAACGAUGAAAAACAAAGAUUAAAAGGGCUUGGUGACAAAAUUGAUUGCUUUAAAAUUAAGUACUUCGGCGAUAAUCCAUUAGAUAACCCAUUUUUUGAUGAAGAACUUAUUUCUAAUCCGGAACCGGUCACGGUACCUGCCUCGGAAAUAUUUAAAUUAUUAGGUCAGCCGAAAAAGCAAUUAUCGAAAGAAUCACAAAUCAAUAUUAAUUUAUUACCAAAACUCAUAAAUGAAACUUUAUUAAAUAAAACCGAUAACAUUUCACCAUACAAAUUAAGAAACCAUAAUUUCAACGAAGUCUUUAAAAUAAAUACUACGAUAAGUCCACAAAAUGAAGCGGAAGAUUAUAAACAACUAAUAAUAUCAAGAAAAAGACGAGCAACGCCGUUCAUUUAUGAACCCUAUAAAAUAAUAAGAGAUAGCCAAAUUCAAGAUUCAAAGAAAACGACAACAACAGGUAAUAUAAGCCCAUUAAUAAAGCAAUUACAGUCUAGUAGAGUAAUAGAUAGGGUGACAGUUAAUUCAAAAAAAGAUUCACCAGUUAAGAGAAACACAGCCAGUCUUACUUACAAAAAUAUUGACAGAAAGGAUAGGGAAAAAGUUCUUGAAAAACUUGAAAUUGAAAAUUCUAAUUCAACAUUUAUAAAUGUUAACGAAGACUCGCGGCAAAGUGAACCAAGAUUUGAACAAAGACCCGCUAACCAUAAAGCUCGUUACAUGCCUGUAGAAAACAAAAAGUCGAUGUCUCUUGAAGCUUAUACAAAUCAUAAAACUAAUAAUACAGGCCGUGAUAAGAUUAAUGAAAAUUUAGAAACAAGUGCAACAAAAAAACAGGCAAAUGACAAAUUUCAUAGUAGACCAAUAUUUGAUAUUACAAAGUACUUACCACAAUCUUUUGAAUUACAAAAAACAGAAGCAUCAAAUAGAGUAAAAACAAUUAAGGAUAUCCCGGAACAUAAGACAGUGCCAGAAAAAAAAGAAAUUUCUAUGUCCUCUGAUUCCCAGGAAAGCGAUGAAGACGCUGAAAAUUACGAUGAAUAUGAUGAAGAAGACGUUUUACUAAUGACAACAACUACAACGAAACCAACAAUUAGAAAAAUAAUUAGAAUCAUUACAACAACCAUCAAGCCAGAGAGUGAAAACAAUAAAGAUUAUAUUAAUAAACAAUCGCCUAAACUAGAAUUAGUUACAAGAUUCUGGAAUCCAACAAGAAAUAUUUAUGAUACAGUCAGAAAACCAAAGCAAGAAAAUAUCGCAACGCCAAUCGGUAGAGAACUGGAAGAUGACGAUGACAUAAUGAUUCCUAAGUACAGGGAAAAGAAAACGAAAAGUUCUAAAAAAACUAUAGUUACCGAUAGUAAAAGUUAUGGACAAGGGAUUGAUGACAUGAAGAAGGAUGAAGUCGAUGAGUUAAUUGGUAUUAAACACGAUAUGGAAGAAUAUAUGCCUCAUUACGAAAAAGAAGAAGAAAAAGACAAGCAAAUACAAAAAAAUUCUAAAAUAUCAAAAGAUAAAAGCAGUAGUUAUGAAAAAGAAGUAAAUAAUGAAAAUGAAAAUGACCAACAUGACGAAAAUGACAGCAGAGAUGCAGAUUACGAUAGCUAUGAAGCUGAAGAUGACGAUGAAGAGGAGAAUGAGGAUGAUUUAGACGAUGAAGAUGAAAAUGACGAUGACAUAACAAAUAAUAAUGGAAGCAGCGAAAGGGAAACUAUAGUAACAACAGAGCCAACUAAGCGAACUCUUGUAAAGACAACAAUUGCUCCUGAAGUGACCACUGAAGUACGCAGAAAGAAAUUAGAUUUAAAGCCAAUAAUAUCAAAGAAAAAAAUUGAAAUACACAAAGAACUACCAUCGGAAAAGUCAUCUCAAAAUACUACCCAAUUUAAACAAGACAUAAAAGAAAUUGAAAUAAUAAAAAAGUUCCCAGCCAGAAAGGCACAAAUCACACCACAAAAGUAUGCAGAGGUCCUACAAUUAUAUAAAGAUGAAAAUUUAGCAAAAGAAGUUAACAAUCUUUUUGAUGUGGAAGUAUUCAAUAGCGAUCUAGAUAUCAAGAAAGGCCCAAGACAUGGAGGAAAUUAUAGAAGUAUUGAGCCUCCAAAAAGCCACGAUUCUUCAAAAAAUGAAAGUUCCCUUAAAAAUGUCCAGUUACUAAAAGAUUCUGAAUCGUCACAGAGUGAUACAACAAAUCGUAGUGAUAUAAAGGCUAAUAAAUCUGAGAAAAGAAGCCUUGGAGAAAAUACAAAACCAAAAACUACCACCCAACGAUCGAGACGAAGUCGAGGUCAACGUUACAAAUUAUUACAACAUAGCAAUCAAUCAAAACCGGUAUUAGUCAAUAAUAUGCAUGGCGGCAAUUUAAAUUUGAAUAAAGAACAAUUGAAUGAAAUUCAGGAAAAAAAGAAUGAAAAGGAGAUUGAACUUAGUGAGGAACACGAUGAUAAUGAUAGUGAAAGUGCAACGGAGAAUAUGCAUGGCGGUAACUUUAAAACAUAUAAUAAUUUCAGAAAUGGCAAUCCUAUGCAUGGGGGUAAUUAUAGAAGUGCUAAAAUUACACAAUACGAUGACAAAAAUAAACAUAAUAAUGAGAAUCAAAAAGAUGAUCAUUUUAAGAAUAUCAGAAGAAAUUCGGCAGCGCUACUUGAUAGUUUUGCUCGUGCUGUUCCCGUGUUAACAACUACACCAGCCUAUAUAUUAGAUCCAAGCAAAAGAAUGUACUACUAUGUCGAUUCCUAA
Messenger RNA from Parnassius apollo (apollo), 4689 nucleotides. The record is from the annotation of a GenBank genome assembly. NCBI's taxonomy places the organism in Eukaryota, Metazoa, Arthropoda, Insecta, Lepidoptera, Papilionidae.